AUGGCAGAGGGCCAGUCAUCGACGCCGGCCACUCAGCCAUCUGGUCAAGCCCCCCAGGUACCGCAGAAGCUGUCGGACGUUAUCCGCAGUUAUCGUCCUUGCAAGUUGUUUCGCGCAUCAAAGGCAGACAAUGGCAAUUUUGUGACUUCGCUGGACUUCGAUGACCAGGGCGAUUACCUUGUCGCGGCCGGCGACGAUGAGACUAUCCAGGUCUUCGAUAUCAAGGAAGGCAAGCUCACAAAAACCGUGCCCAGCAAGAAGUAUGGUGUGCAUCUGGCUAGAUUCACUCAUCACUCUCGUCAGGUCCUUCACGCCAGUACCAAGAUGGACCAUUCUUUGCGCUUGCUUGACCUCCACAAUGAAGGAUACGUGCGAUAUUUCACAGGUCAUACAGACAAGGUCACAUGUCUGGCGGUCUCUCCGGGCAGCGAUUCGUUCAUCUCAUGCUCCAAGGACGACACCGUCACGCUCUGGGAUCUCGGCUCCCGCAACCCCCAAGGCAAGCUGAAGCUUGCGACUCCGUACCUCGUGGCGUAUGAUCCUUCGGCUUCAGUCAUUGCCAUUGCAUCACAGUCUACCUCCUCUGUUCUCCUUUACGAUGUCCGCAACUACGACAAGCCCCCAUUCUCGACAUUUGAUCUUGCGCCCAUUGAAGAAUUGUAUACGCCGUCCACUCGAGGACGCGCCUGGACUAAACUUGAGUUCUCUAAUGAUGGAAAAUAUUUGAUGAUUGGUACAGAUUACCAUGGACACUUCAUUCUGGAUGCCUUUGAAGGUACCGUGAAGGCUUUCUUGACUGGUAAGGGUGGUUCGGCCGGUCGCGCUGCCCCAGUAUCCUCAACAAGCAAGCCAAUGGGACAAGGUGACGCAUCUUUCACGCCGGACGGACGAUACGUAAUUGGGGGGAACGGAGAUCAGCCUGACGUUCUGGUGUGGGACUUGCAACAGGAAAGGGAAGCAAAUAACAUGUUGCCGCCCAUGUGCAGAUUGCCAUACCGAGGGCGCACUGCGCUUCUUGAAUACAACCCUCGGUACAACAUGAUUGCCAGUGCCGACAAGGAGACAGUCUUCUGGCAACCCGAAGAGCCACCCCGACCUUCUGAUAAAUAG
Penicillium maclennaniae is the source of this 1110-nucleotide messenger RNA. RefSeq names its product WD-repeat containing protein SWD2. The record is from RefSeq and is a predicted model, not a curated record. The transcript is spliced from 3 exons. Gene Ontology annotation, molecular function: protein binding; chromatin binding. NCBI's taxonomy places the organism in Eukaryota, Fungi, Ascomycota, Eurotiomycetes, Eurotiales, Aspergillaceae. Gene Ontology annotation, cellular component: Set1C/COMPASS complex. Bases 1 to 1110 code for a protein of 369 amino acids.